AUGUUACAUUGGUCGUCGACGUAUCGUAGGCUGGCCGCCUUGGCCGGCUUCCUACUCGCAGCCAAUGCCCAAAACAUCACGGCGUCAUUGACAUGGACGAACACCACGUCAGACCUCAGUCGCGAAUCCCGCGAGGGCCUCGCCAGCAGGGCUGCCGCGGCACUCUUUGCUAAUGGCGUCGAUCCCUCCAUUCAGACCGACCCCACAGCUGCCGCUAGUCCACCCUACCUGCCCUCCCUUCGGUACUUUUCAAGCACGUUCUCAGUCCUCGCUCUUCAAGACUACCACAGCGGCAACACGACAUGGGGCGACAAAGUCGUCAACGGCAUGCAGGACUACUAUCAACAAUACGGCAUCUACAAGAAUCCCGCCAUCAACAGCGACUCGGUCUACUGGGGCCUCGCGUUCUUUUACGCAUACCGGACGUACAAGCAACAAGCAUUGCUCAAUCUCGCGAUAGAGGCCUACAAUGCGACCUAUACGGAUGCGUUCAUCACUCCUGAUGUGGCAGCAAAGGGCUCCGGGGCGGGGCGCGGAGUGCCGUUCACAUUCUCGAACUGCUCAGCCUUUACCUACGCUGGUGGUGUCUUCUGGGCCAAGGACGCGGUGAACGAUACUGAAAUCAACGCAGAGACGGUUGCGCCCUUCCUAGCGCUAUCGGCAUACCUGUAUGAAGAGACGAAAGAACCGAUAUACCAGCAAGCAGCGCAACUUGCCACGGACUUCACUCUCAAUCACAUGUGGAAUGGCACCGUCUUUGAGGAUACGCUGUACCCAGCCACAUGUACCAAGAAGACGGACCUUUCUCUUACUCUCGGCCAGUGGUUCGUGGAAGGUAUCGCCGUUUGGGCGAACGUAACCCAGAAUGCCACAUUGACAUCGAUGCUUGAGCUGUUCGUAUCCAACGUCACGACAUCUCCAACGUGGACAUUAAACGAUGGAGUCAUCAAAGAGGCUUUCGCACGUACCAAUAUCGAGGCGAUCGAUAAGGGUAUCUUCGUUCGGGCUUUGACCGAAGCUCGCGCCCGCAACCCUGGCACAGCACUCGCUCACUACAUCGAGUCGUUCAUCACAGUGCAGUUCAACUCCAUCCUGAGCCACUCGUUGGCAACGGAUACAGAUUUCUAUACGACGUCGUGGUUCGGCCCGGCCAAUUCGACUUUCAGCGCCGCUGGCAACAUCGCAGCCUUGGAUAUCCUGAAUGCGGCCUUUAGCUUUGCGACACCUACUACGUCAUCAUCAUCUCCAGACAGCUCCAGCACAGCGCCAACGUCCAGCUCUACAACUGCACCUGGAAAGACUUCGAGCGCAGGGGCCAUCGCCGGUGGUGUUGUAGGCGCGGUCGUUAGUGUCGCCGCGAUUGUCGGCAUCGUUCUUCGAUGGCGUCGCCGCCGCCGCACGCAUUCUCCCGCGAGCGCACUGUUCACCCGGAAUACAGACAUGAGGGGCAUGCCGGCCACUCAACCAUUCAUUUCACAAUCUUCGGUCGAACCAAUGUCGAAAUGGGAGCGCCAUCACGCGCCUCGGCGGACCGAGGCCCCGACUUGGCUAGCUUCUGAUUCUGCGCUCUCAUCAUCACCUCCUGCAUCCAGCGGAUACCAGCCUGGCACGGUGUCUGGAUCCAUUGAGCCACCGGACUCUGAGCUCCCGACUUUGGUUAACCGGCUGUACAACCUUGUACAGGGUCGCCAAGGAGAGCUCCCACCUCGCUAUGAGGGAUAG
Molecule: messenger RNA, 1722 nt
Organism: Peniophora sp. CBMAI 1063
Lineage: Eukaryota; Fungi; Basidiomycota; Agaricomycetes; Russulales; Peniophoraceae
Source: the annotation of a GenBank genome assembly